Molecule: messenger RNA, 4438 nt
Organism: Belonocnema kinseyi
Lineage: Eukaryota; Metazoa; Arthropoda; Insecta; Hymenoptera; Cynipidae
Gene: Chro
Product: msx2-interacting protein
Exons: 9
Coding region: 1-3264 (1087 amino acids)
Biological process (GO): chromatin organization; negative regulation of transcription by RNA polymerase II
Cellular component (GO): pericentric heterochromatin
Molecular function (GO): chromatin binding
Source: RefSeq, a predicted model, not a curated record
AUGAUCCUGGGUGGUUCUAAUGAUCAAAAAGCUCAGUUGUGGGCCUUCUUGCUCUGGAAGGACUCUCAGAUUAACCAAGGUGCAAACAAAGAUGCAUCUAAUUCCUGGAAGUUGUAUCAACAGUGGUGCAAAAUGGAGAUCCACAUUAGGAAUGCUUGGAUUAUGGCAGGAAAAACUAUUCAGACUUUCACCAAGAUCAACAAUACAAAAAUGCAUGACAUCGCACGCCAAGCACAACUCAGCGCAUCGGAUGGCUCGAAAAAUGUUGUAGUUCGCAAAAUAAUCAGAAAUGGUCAGCCGGAAGAAGCAGAAAGAAAGGGGGAGGCUGUCAAACAGCCGGAAACCAAAAUUCAAAAAAUUGAAGUUGUCGAGUCUGAACAGAACAAAGAGAAGAAGAACAAAUUGAUACCAUCGGUGAAACCCAAGUCUAAAACGCCUAAGAGCCCAGGUGAAAAUGAGCCCAGCGAUGAGGAAUAUGUAGUAGAAAAAAUUCUCGCAAAGCGACUAAACCCGAAGAAAAGGUGCUACGAGUACCUUUUGAAAUGGGAUGGUUACGCACACGAGUUCAAUACUUGGGAACCGAUUGAAAGCGUUUCAACCUGCAAGUUUUUACUUGAGGAAUUCGAAAGGAAUCUCGCGAAGCAAAAAGAACUGAAGGCGGCACAGGCAGUGCAACAAGCGCAAAAGCUUAACAGAAGCGCUGCAAACACGUCCCCGCAGAAAGCUCUCAUCAAGACCGAAAACGUGAAACCUGGCCCUAGUUCGGCAGCUCAAGCUGGAAGGCCAAUGCGAUCAAGCAAGACAAAGGCGAUGGAUCAAGUGAAGCAGUGGUGCGGAUCCAUGAAAGACGAGGAUGGUGAACCAAUGUCAGGAAAAAGAAAAGGCCAGUUUUCGGAUAGCGAUUCCGAUCACAGUCCAGUGAAGCGCUCAAGAGGCGACACAGCGAGCGACGACGAGGACUGGACCGCCGACUCGGAAGAAGAGAGAAUAACAGGUCGAAGUGAUGUUAUUCAACGUGCCUUUAAUCGCGCCAAUGCCCAAUCAAAUGGAUCCAAUCGACCACUUGUCUCCAGCUCUGAUUUGUCAACAACAUCGCUAAACGAAAGCAUGAAAUCGAAUCAGCCAGUUUUAGUUGCAAAUGCCAAGGGUGUGGUGAAAGUGGACCCGAAACAAGUGCCGAAUCUUUCCUCGGGUGUCUACGUAAUGUCGAGAAAGGACGGGAUUAUCAAAUUGGACUCGUCGCCUGGUAAUAAGGUCGGCACCAAACUCGGCUCGCCGAUGACGCAGAGUGUUAUGAUGGUGCAGAGUCGAGACGCGGCCGGAAAUAUUGUGAGGAAGCAGGUGAUCACCACCACCCAGGCAAACUCUGUGACGCCUCUCAAAGUCAUGUCCAAGGAUGGAAAUCAAGUUUUCACCCAGAUGAAGGUCGCUACGAAAGUGACGCCGACGAAGCAAGGCACAGUCUUGUCGCCCAAGUCGGAGCCGAUCAAGAUUCAGCCGAAGCCUGAUCCAAGUCAAAUGCAGCAGAUACAUGUUGUGACUGCUGUUCCUACACCGAUUGCGCUGCAACCGAGAAUUACGACAGGAAUUCGUCCAGGUCUCACGACGGUUCAACGCGGCAUUGAUGGACGUCCUCUCCUGCCGAGAACAACUCUUCGACAAACGGCUCCAGCAAACAUCGUCAGCGUAGGAGGAAUCCGAUCACCGAUCCGAGCACCAGCUUCAAGGCAAGCAGCGCCUCGCCAAGUCCUUCAAAAACGGUCGCCCGGUAUUGUCCAGACUUCCACGCCCACCCUGAGUCCAGUCACCCAAAUGAAGCCCAAGUUUACAGUCGUUCCCGGUGGUGUCAAUAAGCUGCCACAAAAAAGCAGUCCCGUGCAGACAAAACCAAUCCAAAAAUUACCACCCGGCAAGCCUCAGUCGCUGAUAUCUCCCCAACAGAAAUUAUUGAUGGCGAAGCGAAAAGCACAGGAGCAGGCUGGUGUGAAACCAUCGCCUGGUCGUGGUCUUUUGGCAGGUGCCAGAGGAACUCCAGUUCGAGGAAAGCCGAAGCCCGCGGAGCAAGUUACACCUAACCAGGCUAACAAGCCGAAGGAAAGCAAACUUGCCGAGGGUGACGGUUUACACAUGGAAUUCCAUGAGGUGAAUUCUGAGGAAAGCAGUAGUGAGGAGGAGCCAGAAGCUCCUCCUCCGGUAGAAGCAACUGGAGCUGCUUCUGGAGUUGCAGCUACUGUUACUGCUACUGUCAUCACUCCUAUCGAGCCUGAAAGUCCACCUAACGAAUUCAGCCUGUGUCCUCUGACUGGACGAAUCAUUGGUCCCGACGGGGAACCUGUCGAGCAACCGGAACCAGAAGUUCCCGAACCCACCCCUCCAACCCCUGUACAAAUCAUUGCCGCGUCUGACAUCACACCCACUUCAGUUGCUUCCGGCUCCAGUGCGGAACUGGUUCUUCCUUCUCUGGAGGGAUUGACCGACGCUUCCGGAAUGAUGAGGGUUGAAAUGAGUCCUGGUGGUACGACGGGAACUAUCGUUCAAACGUCAGAGUCGGAGCAAAUUGGUCUCUCGACCGUGACUGCACCUGACUUGCCUUGCUUGGAUGACAGCAUUCCUGUCACAACUAGCAAUGUCCCGACGUCUCAGGCGGAAAUAAUUUCGUCAACGGAAACUGUAAUGGCCACUGCGACUACAACGACACCAGCAGUGGCGGCGGAAGUUAAAAUUUCGGAGAAGGAUGAGGAGGAGGAGGAGGAGGAGAAGAAGGCGGACGAUGCUGAGAAUGUGGUGACUAUCACGGGAGAAGAUGGGGUUGUUUAUCAAGUUGCGGGACAGGCCGAGGAUGGACAGACGCUGUUGGUAACGAGGGGAGCUGAUGGGGAACAACAGUGCGUUUAUGUGACCACUGAUCAGCAGGGAGAAGAUGGAUCGGUUUUAACUUUGGACCAUGCAGUUGCUGAAGCUGUGGCCCAACUUUUGCCAGAUCAGGCGAAUUUGGGAUCUCAAUUUUAUGUUAAGGAAGGCGAAGGCGGAGAAACGGCGGAAAAUCAGAUGGUGAUGUCGAUUAUGGAGGAUCCGAAUGCGUCUACGACAGCGGUUGCGGGAACACAAGAUGAUUCUGAGGGACAGGUAGUCGCGCAGGUUGUUCAGGCAGAUGAUCCUACACCUGGUGGUACAAGAAGAGUUGUCCUGCUUCUUCCUGAUGGAAACCUGAUGAUGACAGAAGUUGACGAAGAGCAGUAUGCUGCAUUAGAACUUGACAAGUGAGAACUGAAAGUACUCACGAGCAAAACCAAGAAGUUAAAUAGCACUCGCUACAUUGGAUCGCACUUUAAAUAAAAAGGUGUCCAAAACAUAAUAGUAAGUGUGCAUCGUUUGUGUAUAUAUUUAUAGCGACUUUGAUUUUGUGCGUUGGUUUGAGACAAAUUAACAUUUUAAAUGACUCUUAUUUUGAAAGAAAGGCUCUUUGAAAAUUGUAAAAAUAAAAUACACAGUUCAGUUGAUCAUCGCCGAUAGAAUCUAUGUAUUAGGUUUAACACAUGCUCCAGGAUUAAUGUCUCUAUGUAUUACAAUCAACAUAAAUUUUUACUUAGGUUUAUUAUUAAUUUAUGACGGUUGAAGUAUUUCUCGAGAAAUGCAGGUAACGAUCAUACUUUUAAUACUAUUAUCCUAUAAAGGCGUUCACUUGGUAUUUUAAUAAGAGCUGUACCAGAUAAUCUAGGGUUUUAUAUUUCUCGCUCGCGAUAAUUUAUUGUUCGAUAUUUUUGAAGAUUUAUUUUCCGGAAUCAAAAUGUAUAAUUGCUGAUUGUUAUUGUCAUCGUGGUAUGAAACCAUGACACGACAACACGAUGAAGAUGGGAAUGUUUGACUUGAACCUAGUUUAACAUUAUGAAGAAAGUAUAAACUUUGGAUAAUUGGAGAGGAGAAACUGUUUUCAUUCUUUUUCUUUAAGGAGUCAAGUUGAUAGAGAAAUAUUAUUUUUGUCGCGCAUGUGCGAGGCAAGCCUUGAAAAGCUCUCGUUGAUUACUUUUAGUUUAUGAAUGACUUGUAUGCCUCGUUAAUAAUUUGAUGUAAGUUAUCAGUUUGUGUACAGUUUUAUCAUCUAUCGAAUUUUAUUUUACGUUGAUCAAUCGAAUAAAGUAACGCGUUAAGCUAGAUUCAAGCAAGCAGUUUUUGUGCGCAUUGCAAACAAGUUUCGGAAUUAUGUCUCGAUGAGAACCAAUGUCUGAAUAAAUAAUUAUUAUGAUUAUAUCCACUGUCAAAUCCCUAGAAAAGAAAGUAUAUCUCUGUACAUAUUCUACAGUUCUGAGUGAUAAGAAACUUAAAUAUAAAAUCCUAGUUGGUACUACACGUAUAAUUACCCUUCUGUAAAUAAUAUUAGAUCCGUAAUCCUUUAUAUAUUAAAAAUAAGAUGUUUUAAAAUAAACUCUACACAUGGAAA